Molecule: messenger RNA, 957 nt
Organism: Physeter macrocephalus (sperm whale)
Lineage: Eukaryota; Metazoa; Chordata; Mammalia; Artiodactyla; Physeteridae
Product: melanoma-associated antigen B16-like
Exons: 1
Coding region: 1-957 (318 amino acids)
Biological process (GO): negative regulation of transcription by RNA polymerase II
Cellular component (GO): nucleus
Source: RefSeq, a predicted model, not a curated record
AUGUCCCAGGGUCGAAAGAUUCCACAUUGCAUGCAAGAGCAACACCAUGCCCUCAGUGAACCCCAGGGCCUGGAGGCUGCACAGGUCUCCAAGGCUCUGGAGGAGACCUCUUCCUGCUCCUCCCAUCCUCUAAUGCCUGGCAAUUUGAAGGAGGCUCUGGCUGCUGGGGCACCCAGUACUCCCCACAGUCUUCAGAGUGCCUACUCAUCUUACACUGUCACAACCAUCUCAUCAAGCAAAUCAGAUAAGUGCUUCAGCAGCCAGGAAAAGGAGACUGGGUCAGCUUCUUCAAAGUCCCUGUCAGAAACUGAGGGCUUGCCCACAGACCCUCUAGAUGAGAAGGUGACUUUGUUGGUGCAGUUCCUGCUGCAAAAGUAUCAAAUGAAAGAUCUGAUCACAAAGGCAGACAUGAUUGGUGAUGUUAUCAAAGAGUACAAGGAUGACUUCCUUGAGAUCCUUAGGAGAGCCUCUGAGUGCUUAGGGCUGGUCUUUGGUAUUGAUGUGAAGGAAGUGGAUCCCACCAGCCACAGCUAUGCCCUCGUCAACAAACUAGGCCUCACCUAUGAUGCGAGGCUCAGUGGUGAUGAGGGCAUGCCCAAGACCGGCCUCCUGAUAAUUAUCCUGGGUGUGAUUUUCAUGAAGGGCAAUCGUGCCACUGAGGAGGAGAUCUGGAAAGUGUUGAAUAUGAUGGACUUAUAUUCUGGGAGGGAGCAUUUUAUCUUUGGGGAGCCCAGGAAGCUUAUCACCAAAGAUUUAGUGGGAGAAAAGUACUUGGAGUACCGCCAGGUACCCAAUAGCAAUCCUCCACGCUAUGAAUUCCUGUGGGGUCCAAGAGCCCAUGCUGAAGCCAGCAAAAUGAAAUUGCUAGAGUUUUUGACCAAGAUCCAUGAAUCUGACCCUGCUUGCUUCCCAUCCCAGUAUGAGGAGGCUUUGAGAGAUGAAGCAGAGAGAGCCUGA